CACCUCCCACACAGUUUUUUACCUGAAAAAGAAGAGCCGCCAAGAUUUCCUGGAGCUGCUAGGGACUUGGCUAUUGCUGUUGAUUUUACAGGCUCCCACUGUCCUGUGUGUGCCAUCAUUGACAACUCUGCAGUAAAGAUGUCCAGCUACCAUGCAAACCAUACAAUGAACAGCUCCAUGGCAUCCACCUCUGAGCAUUAUCAUCCAACCUCGGAACACCAUCACCCUACAACAUCAUCGGGGCACAAUCAUGGAGAAGGGAUGAUGACGAUGGACAUGACUUUCCACUUCAGCUACAAGAACGUGCCACUGCUUUUUUAUGGACUGGUGAUCAAUACACCUGGAGAAAUGGCUGGUGCUUUUGUUGCAGUCUUCUUCCUAGCCAUGUUUUAUGAGGGCCUCAAAAUAGCCCGGGAGAGUCUGCUCCGUAAAUCACAGGUCAGCAUUCGCUACAACUCCAUGCCUGUCCCGGGACCAAACGGCACCACUUUGAUGGAGACGCACAAAACAGUUGGACAACAGAUGCUGAGCUUCCCUCAUCUCCUGCAGACAGUGCUGCACAUCAUACAAGUGGUGGUCAGUUACUUCCUCAUGCUGAUCUUCAUGACCUACAAUGCAUACCUCUGCAUAGCUGUGGCAGCAGGCGCAGGCACUGGCUACUUCCUCUUCAGCUGGAAAAAGGCAGUUGUUGUGGAUAUCACGGAGCACUGCCAUUAAUGCUGGACACAGAGCGAGAGCCUCUCUCUGUCCCUUCGCUCGCUCUAACUGCAGUCACCAAGAGGUUGAGGAUCAUUCCCCAGCUGUCUGAGAAGCAACAUACACCAUGAAAAUCAGUGUGUGUUUUACCACCAAUGUCCUAGUCAGGACAAUGCCUGGGCAGCUCACGGAGAUUCCUGGUGUUGAGGAUUUCCCACCAAGCAGCCUGGCGCCCACAUUAGAUGGACCAGCUCUUGAGGUCACACUAGAGCCACCCUUGACCACAAUUUAUGUUGUAUUUGUAGAUUUUUCCCUGAUUGAAAUUAUGUAGCAAGUAGAUGUUUUCAAGAUUAUUGAACUGUCCUUUUAAAGCAUUUUAUUUUUAAAGAAUAAAUGCUCAGAUCUGGGGGGUUUAUGCAUGGUUGAUAAAGGAGCCAGUAUGUGACAAUGGCUAUUUUAAUUUUCAAAAAAAAUCUGUACUUAAUGCCUGGGGGAGGGAGGCAGGGAUGUGACUGACCUCUGUGCCAGCAAAACCCUCUGGGACAGUUUGUAGAAACUUCUGUCCACAAAAUUACAGUGUGCUGCUGGUAAAUCAUCAGAGGCCUAAUGGGCUCAGGUCUGCUCCGAGAAGUGUGCACCAUUCUUAUUAACUCCAGUGGGCAUAUUGUAUCUAUGUGUAUCUGGGCCAGACUGGGGCUGCUUUCAAGUCUGUUUAACGUUACUGGUUUUCUGCUGUAUUCUUGCUCUGAACAGCAGGAAAAUUUCCAACUGGCCACUUCGGCUUACUGAUCAUGGAAACGUACUCGCCAUAUGCAAAUCAGCAAUUGCAUUUUUAAGUAGCAGAAAGAGACUUUAAAUAAACCAUCGAAGCCCUGUUGAUUUCAUCUUGA
This is a messenger RNA of Gopherus evgoodei (Goodes thornscrub tortoise), 1586 nucleotides long. It is a transcript of the gene SLC31A1, whose product is annotated as solute carrier family 31 member 1. Gene Ontology annotation, cellular component: membrane. The transcript has 5 exons. Bases 139 to 717 code for a protein of 192 amino acids. Gene Ontology annotation, molecular function: copper ion transmembrane transporter activity. Gene Ontology annotation, biological process: copper ion transmembrane transport. NCBI's taxonomy places the organism in Eukaryota, Metazoa, Chordata, Testudines, Testudinidae. The record is from RefSeq and is a predicted model, not a curated record.